Molecule: messenger RNA, 983 nt
Organism: Xiphias gladius (swordfish)
Lineage: Eukaryota; Metazoa; Chordata; Actinopteri; Istiophoriformes; Xiphiidae
Gene: hlfa
Product: HLF transcription factor, PAR bZIP family member a
Exons: 4
Coding region: 47-952 (301 amino acids)
Biological process (GO): regulation of transcription by RNA polymerase II
Cellular component (GO): nucleus
Molecular function (GO): RNA polymerase II cis-regulatory region sequence-specific DNA binding; DNA-binding transcription factor activity, RNA polymerase II-specific
Source: RefSeq, a predicted model, not a curated record
AUUUCAGUCUUCGCGAGCUCCGUUCUCCCGUUGCCCUUCGAGACGCAUGGAGAAGAUGGCCAGACCGCUUCCUAUAAACCCAACUUUCCUGCCGCCGACGCACUGCGUGCUGAAAUCCCUGCUGGAAAACCCGCUGAAGCUGCCUUUCCAUCACGAUGAAGGAUUUGGGAAAGACAAGGAGAAAGAAAAGAAGCUGGACGAUGAGAGCAGCGCGGCCAGCCACCCACAGUCGGCCUUCCUGGGCCCGACCCUCUGGGACAAGACCCUGCCCUACGAUGGGGACAACUUUCAGCUGGAGUACAUGGAUCUGGAGGAGUUCCUGUCAGAGAACGGCAUUCCCGCCAACACAGCCCAGAGCGACCAGGCUCAGCAGGCGGCUCAGCCACCGCAGGCCCCUCUCCAGCAGGCCCCGCCGCCGACCCCGCCCACGCCCUCUGUGGUGGACCUCAGCAGCCGCGCCACCACCUCGGUGCACACGGGCAUGGCGCCUCAGACCUGCCUCCGCAGCCCCAGCACAGCAGCGCUGCCCUCAGCCCGUGACACCCCGAGCCCCAUCGACCCAGAGUCCAUUCAGGUGCCCGUGACCUACGACCCCGACCCGGCGGACCUAGCUCUGUCCAGCGUGCCCGGCCAGGAAAUCUUCGACCCCAGGAAGCGCAAAUUCUCCGCCGAGGAGCUGAAGCCGCAGCCCAUGAUCAAAAAAGCCCGGAAGGUCUUCAUCCCCGAGGACCUGAAGGACGACAAGUACUGGGCCCGGCGCAGAAAGAACAACGUGGCGGCCAAGCGGUCCCGGGACGCCCGGCGGCUGAAGGAGAACCAGAUCGCCAUCCGGGCCGGCUUCCUGGAGAAGGAGAACGCCGCUCUCCGCAUGGAGGUAGCAGACUUGAGGAAGGAGCUGGGCCGCUGCAAGAACAUUCUGGCUAAAUACGAGGCCCGACACGGGCCCCUGUGAGCCCCCGAAUCCUCCAACCACCACCACCAAC